Molecule: messenger RNA, 3981 nt
Organism: Gasterosteus aculeatus aculeatus (three-spined stickleback)
Lineage: Eukaryota; Metazoa; Chordata; Actinopteri; Perciformes; Gasterosteidae
Gene: fzd10
Product: frizzled class receptor 10
Biological process (GO): non-canonical Wnt signaling pathway; canonical Wnt signaling pathway
Cellular component (GO): membrane
Molecular function (GO): Wnt-protein binding; transmembrane signaling receptor activity
Source: RefSeq, a predicted model, not a curated record
GACGGAGGCUCCGACCGGCUCACACGAGCUCUGCCUCCCGACGCAGCAGCUCCUGCCUCCUCAGCGGAGCCUUCCUGGGGACACCGUUAUCACUGUUACUAUUAAUAGUAUUAUUAUUAUUCUCCACGGGGAUUUGUAUCUCCCUUCUACCGACCGGAGCGGGGAAUCAUUUUAUCUCGCUUUCCCUCAAGUUGUCGCGCGGCGACGUGACAUCGUCGCGGCGCCUCGCGGGGGGAAAGUGAGAGGACGGAUGAGCGAGGGGUGUUUUUUUGGGGGGGAGGGGGGGCGACGACAAGUCAGAAAUACCGGUCACUCGCUCCGGCGCUUUUUGAAGCAUGGACCUGAACGCACGCGAACUGCAGCGGGAACGCGUCCCGCGGAGGGAUUUAUGGCGGUUUCUGAACUCUGCGAAUCUGACAUGAGGAAACGUCUCAGCAGCGGGUAGUUCAUGAAGUUUUUGUCGUCCGACGCGUAAACCAUCGCUGACCUUUUUGAUGAAAUGAACUUGUUCUUUGUGUUGGACUAUUCUUUGUUUUGUCUUUAAAUCGAGAAAGGGAGAAUGCGUUCAACGGUUAAAGCCAGCGUCCUCUAUGUGCUACUGGUCCUUUGGGGCGGCGGUGGUGGUGGAGGUUGGGCCAUUAGCUCAAUAGACCCAGACUGGUCAGGAGAGGGGAGAUGUCAGCACAUCAACAUCCCCCAGUGCAAAGACAUCGGCUACAACAUGACACGCAUGCCAAAUCUCAUGGGCCACGAUGACCAAAAAGAGGCGGCGAUAAAGCUGCAGGAGUUUGCGACGCUGAUACAGUUCGGAUGCCACAGUCAUCUCAAAUUCUUCCUGUGCUCGCUGUACGCACCCAUGUGCACGGAGCAGGUUUCAAACCCCAUCCCAGCAUGCAGGGUUAUGUGCGAGCAGGUAAAGCAGAAAUGCUCGCCCAUCUUGGAACAGUUUAACUUUCCCUGGCCCGACUCUCUGGAUUGCUCCCGGCUGCCAACCAAAAACGACCCAAACAACCUCUGCAUGGAGGCCCCCAACAACGGCUCGGAUGAGCCUCCCAAAGUCUCCCACACCCCGCCUCCAGAGUUCCGGCCCCAGCGGCCUCUAGGCGGGCAGGGCCUGCACCUGAAGGACAGCGGCAGCAAGCGGGCCUGCAGCAACCCCGGCAAGUUCCAUUUUGUGGAGAAGAGCGAGUCCUGUGCCCCCAAGUGCUACCCCAAAGUGGACGUAUACUGGAGUCAGGGAGACAAGCAGUUCUCUCUGGUGUGGAUAGCCAUCUGGUCCAUCCUUUGCUUUGUCUCCAGCGCCUUCACCGUGCUCACUUUCCUCAUAGACCCUCAGCGAUUCAAAUACCCGGAGAGGCCGAUCAUCUUCCUCUCAAUGUCCUACUGUGUUUACUCUGUGGGCUACCUCAUCAGACUGUUUGUGGGGGCCGACAGAAUAGCCUGUGACAGAGACACUGGGGUUCAGUAUAUAAUCCAGGAGGGUCUGGAGAGCACCGGCUGCACCAUCGUCUUUCUCAUCCUGUAUUAUUUUGGCAUGGCCAGCUCCCUCUGGUGGGUUAUCCUGACCCUCACAUGGUUCCUGGCUGCAGGGAAGAAGUGGGGCCACGAGGCUAUCGAGGCCAACAGCAGCUACUUCCACCUGGCGGCUUGGGCCAUCCCGGCCGUGAAGACCAUUACCAUUCUGGUGAUGAGGAAGGUGGCGGGAGAUGAACUGACGGGCGUCUGCUACGUGGGCAGCAUGGACGUCAAAGCUCUCACGGGCUUUGUGCUCAUUCCCCUCUCCUGCUACCUUAUUAUCGGCACUUCGUUCCUGCUCUCUGGCUUUGUGGCCCUCUUCCACAUCCGUAAGAUCAUGAAAACGGAGGGAGAGAACACGGACAAGCUUGAGAAGUUGAUGGUUCGCAUCGGGGUCUUCUCCGUGCUCUACACCGUUCCGGCCACCUGCGUCAUUGGCUGCUAUUUCUACGAGCGGCUCAACAUGGACCACUGGCGCGUGGUGGCGGCGGAGCAGAAAUGCACGGACGGCGGCGGGCCGGAGUCCGACGAGUGCGCCAUGAAGACUUCCAUCCCCGCCGUUGAGAUCUUCAUGGUGAAGAUCUUCAUGCUGCUGGUGGUGGGCAUCACGAGCGGCAUGUGGAUCUGGACCUCAAAGACGCUGCAGUCGUGGCAGAACGUGUUUAGUAGGAAGCUGAAGAAGAGGACGAGGAGGAAGGCUGCCAGUGUGUUUACCAGCAGCAGGCCUUACAUCAAGCCUCACCCGUCUCUCAAAGGGCACAGUACCAAGUAUGAACCCACACGGGCCCCUCCAACGUGUGUAUAGGCUGACUUUCUUUGUACAAACCCCAAAAAUACCCGUAAAGCCCUUACCUAAAUGAGACUUUGUAAUCAGCGGGCCAUCAAGAGAAUCAAGGGUCAUGUUUUAUUUAUGAAAAACGCGUUGAAGAUAAUGCUAUGGUUUUUGUCUGUGCGUGUCUUCAGCGAGCUCAUGCAAACAAAAUCUGCCCUUGUUUUGAAGAAAAAAAAAAGAUGUGCCACUCCUGGAUUUACUUAUCCCUCUGAGGAAAAAGAACUCACUGUCCCACACAAAAAGAGUGGAAUAAACCAUUUAGAUGUGCUGUGGGGUAACUUAAAUAAUGUGCAAUAGAUGUUUUCUUUACAGGCAAAAAAAAAAGAACCACUUACUGUACUGUUAUUGACAGAUUACAGACAAUGAAAGGACCCCAGUGACGAUGGAGGCAGACGGUCAGAGAGAUGAGUGUUGUGUUUUCAAUGGAAAUCAAGGCAGUGACAUAUAUGUUUGAACUGGAGUGAGAGCAGCUUUUGAAAACAGCUCAUUAUUUGUGAGGCAAAAUCCAUGCCAUAAAUUAAUCAGACACUCGCUAUUGAAAAGUGGAUAUUUCCUUCUUUUUUUUUUGUUCUUGGCAGUUUUAUAGCACAAGGAAACGUGUAUAUAUUUCAAAAAAAUAUAUAUAUAGAAAAAAUAAUAAAACGUUCUAGUUUUAAAUGUUUGCUGAGCCCAAAUGUUGUGUUGCAACUGCGUUGUUAUUUUGUCUCCUGUCAGUCUUCACUUUCAUACGACUGGAUUAAGCUUGUGUUUGUUUUUUGAUUUAGUUUAGUAAUUAUUUUACUGCGCAGGACUUGUUUUUGCUUGACGCUGUUCAGUUGGGAGGAGUCGUUUAAAGAAAAUCUAAAUCAUUAAUUUGUAUAUGGGAUAUGAGAUAAACCAGAGUUGGGUUUUAAUGAUAUGUUUUGCAGACAGAAUAGCUUUAAAUUGAAUAGACUGAAGCAAAAUAGUUUACAUGGCUAAAACAGACAUUUUAUUAUAGUAUUAACUGAUUGUCAUAAUUGGUUCUAUGACCAGUUAGGAUCAGAUCAUCAAUCUAUUAGAAACAUGGAAAACAUAAAUCCCAUUUUUAAAUGUACAAAAAGAGAUGUAAAAAUGUUUAGAUGUUGGUUCUAAACUGAACACACACAGGAAGCGUUAAAAGCGCGUUUCUGUUGCUGUUCUAAAUAAUAAAAGGAAACAAUGUCCUCCGGGUUGCGGCAUCAAAAAACAAAAGAGGUGGGUCCAUGGCGUUUUAUUUUCUCUUCAUUUUCAAUGAAAAAAAAUCACAUAUAGUUUUAUAUUUAAUUAGUUAACAUAAAAUCACACUUUAUUCACAGAUUUUGCAUAGGGGCUUUUGUAAUUAUAAUACAUAAGGAUUUGAUGAUAGAAUUAUCUUUGGAACAGUGUGAUACAGUAUUACAUUUACAGGAUAAAUUAACAUAUAACCAAUAUUCAUACAGAUGAAACGGGAAAGUGGUGGUUAUAUCAAUAUGUCCGAUUGCAAAGCUAUGGUUAACAUGAAGGUUUUUGAUAACCUGCUAUAUUGACCUACCUGCUAUCUUUGUAAAUAUACCUUGCAUUCUUGCUUCCGACAUGCUUAUAUAACCUUGUGUAUAGUUUUCCACCUUAUAUAGUGAAUAUACAAGUAUAUUUUA